ACUUUGUGGCAAGAAUGAGUGAGUGUGAGUGCGCCAGCUCAAGUGUGAGGGACACAAAAAGAGAAAGAUGGAUCAUCAUCUUUUGAGUCUUGACUCUCGAGUCUUAUUCUUAAAGAGUGUUAUUUCUUCUUCCUUCAAUUUCAACGCUCAGAAAUCAGAAUCGAACCAACGCGUUUAGAAUCCCAGCACGCCAAAAUUUACCCCCCGUUUUAAACAAGCGUGUAGUUUCUUAUGCUCACAAGUUAAGAAUAAACAAGUGAUUCGUUCUUCUUUAGAUUUUUGAAUUGGGAAUGCGAUUUCUCAGAUUCUAAUUGCUGUUUCUCCAUUCGCGAUAAGUUACUAUGCCACCUGGUUUUGAGUACAACAUCGAUGAUCUGUACCAGGAAGCUAAGAGAAGAUGGCUGAAGCCGGUGGAAGUGCUAUACAUUUUGCGGAAUCAUGACCAGUGCAAGUUCACAAAUAUUCCCCCUCAAAAGCCAACAAGUGGAUCCUUGUUUCUAUUUAAUAGAAGAAUCAUGCGUUUCUUCCGGAAAGACGGUUAUAAUUGGCGGAAGAAAAGGGAUGGAAGAACUGUGGGAGAAGCACAUGAACGGCUUAAGAUUGGAAACGUUGAAAUACUAAAUUGUUACUAUGCACAUGGAGAGGAGAACCGUAGUUUCCAGAGGAGGAGCUACUGGAUACUGGAUCCGGCAUAUGAGCAUAUUGUUCUUGUGCAUUACAGAGAAACAAAGGAGGGGAACUCAGGUUCUGGACCUAUCCCACCAUUGUCUGGAGGCUCCUCUCCUGAAUUUAGUCAGAAUCGAAGCUCACGUACUACGCUUGACCCAGGGACAAUAUCCGUGUUUGGUGAUUCAUGUGAACCUUCUCAGAAUUUCUCCAGUCCUGAGUCUAUGGAAGUUACCUCUAAUAUCAUCAGAAACAAUGGAAUGGAUCAGUUAGAUGAAACAGAUGCAGUCUUGCGCCAAUUGAAGCAACAGUUAAGUUUGGAAAAGGAGAACUGUGAAGAAAUUUCUCCCACAUACAAUGAGCCUGAGAUUUUACAUGAUUUGAACCCUCAGCAUGAUGAAAGAGUGAUGUACAAGCAUAAAUCUGCAGCUUUCACUGUGCCAAAUGAUUAUGGACAAGCCGCUUAUGAAUGCAAUGGAAGACAAGGUGACAAUGGUAAAAAUUAUAAUCAACUAUUAAACUGCGAUCACCCAGAUGCAAAUGAAAAUGCCUUAUCUUGGACAGAGGUGCUCGAGUCGUGUAAGCCUGCAAGCUUGACCAAUUUACCAGAGCAACAUGCAUAUGAGGCAUAUGGAAAUGAUAGCUCCCUACAUUCUUCACGAGGUGUACUGAUUGACAGUCAACAAAACAGUCGGUGGAUAAACUCCAACAGUAUUAAUGCUGAAAACUCUGUCUUCUCUUGUCCUCAAGAUGGUGGAACCAAAUUUCCUCUGUAUUCACCGGUUGAAGCUGAAAGUUCUGACUAUGCGACAUUGUUUCAUCAAAUCCAAAUUCCACCACCUCUGGAUGCAGAUUCAUGCCUGACUAUUUCACAGAAACAAAAAUUCACAAUUAGGAGAAUCUUCCCAGAGUGGUGUUAUGCCACAGAGACUUCAAAGGUGGUCAUUAUUGGGUCAUUUCUCUGUCUUCCCUCAAAUUCUACCUGGGCUUGUAUGUUUGGUGAUAUUGAAGUGCCUGCUGAGAUAAUUCAGGAUGGUGUUAUUUGUUGUGAAGCUCCCCCCCACCUUCCUGGAAAGGUUACUCUGUGCGUUACUUCUGGAAAUCGGGAGUCCUGCAGUGAAUUUCGAGAGUUUGAGUUUCGCAAUAAGACUAAUAAUUGCACUCGUUGUAACUCAAUGGAAACAGAAACUGCUAGAAGCCAAGACGAGCUGUUAUUACUUGUUACAUUUGCACAGAUGCUCCUUUCUCCUCCAACUAAAAAGAAUGACAACAUGGAACCUGUAUAUCAUCUUCCAGUGGAACAGAAAGCAGAUGAUGAUUCAUGGAGCCAUGUGAUAGAGGCUCUUCUAGUAGGCAGUGGAACUUCAUCAGGUACUAUUGAUUGGCUUCUUGAAGAGCUGCUGAAGGAUAGGCUACAGCUGUGGCUUUCUGGCAAAUCCUGGGAAAUAGAUGAAGCAACCGGCUGCCCUUUGUCCAAGAAAGAGCAGGGGAUUAUACACAUGGUUGCUGGAUUGGGUUAUGAGUGGGCCUUGAUCCCUAUUCUCAGUUGUGGUGUGAAUAUAAAUUUUCGUGACAUCAGGGGGUGGACUGCCCUUCAUUGGGCUGCACGGUUUGGAAGGGAAAAAAUGGUUGCUUCACUUAUUGCUGCUGGUGCAUAUGCUGGAGCAGUAACUGAUCCAACAUCUGCAGACCCAGAUGGGAAAACUGCUGCAGCUAUUGCUGCCAGCAAUGGCCACAAGGGACUGGCCGGUUAUCUUUCAGAAGUAGCUCUGACUAGCCAUCUUUCAUCUCUCACCUUUGGGGUUUCACUGGCUGCUGUCAGAAAUGCUGCUCUCGCUGCUGCUCGGAUACAGGCUGCAUUUCGUGCUCAUUCUUUCAAAAAACGGAGGGAGAGGGAAGCUGCUGCAGCAGCCGCUGCCGCUGCUGCUGGUCUAGAUGGGUAUGAUAUCGAUGCUGAUGGCAUUGGUAACAUUCUAGAGCUUUCUCCCAGGUUAAGUCAUAGCUUUGGGAGGCUUCGUGAUUACAAUGCAGCUGCUUUAUCAAUUCAGAAGAAAUAUCGAGGUUGGAAAGGUCGCAAAGAUUUCUUAGCACUGCGCCAAAAAGUAGUGAAGAUACAGGCUCAUGUGAGGGGUUACCAGGUUCGGAAGCAAUACAAGAUAAUAGUAUGGGCAGUUGGAGUCUUGGAGAAGGUAGUGCUACGAUGGCGGAGAAAAGGAGCUGGUCUACGAGGUUACCGACAAGACUCAAUUGAUGAAAAUGACGAUGAUGAUUUUCUCAAGGUGUUCAGGAAGCAGAAAGUGCAUGUAGCAAUUGAAAAAGCUUUUUCACGGGUGCUGUCCAUGGUACACUCUAGUGGUGCCCGUCAACAAUAUCGCCGCAUGCUUGAGAUGUAUCGUGAAGCUAAGGCUGAACUUGGUAGCAUGAAUGAUGAAGCGCCAUUAGCGACGUCUGUAGGGGACACAUCAAAUAUAGAUGAUGAUGAUGAACUCUUUCAAAUUCCUGGGGGCUGGGAGACACUCUAGCAGCCCUCCUAAUUCUUGUUCUCUUUUGGUGGUUCAGUUUCUGGCUUCACCGUUUGUAGGUGUCUUGUGUAUUUAAUGGUGUAGAACAAGCGUGAGAUCUUAGCCUGUAAAUAAAUCUAGGUUGUACAGUGGUAAAGUUGAUAAUGUUUGGAACUUUAUAGGUAUAAAAUGGUCUUGAAUUAAGGUGGAAUAGGGUUCUAAUUUCUGUUGAGAAGUGUUACUUGGCAACUUAGAUAUGCUUUCAUUUGUAGGCAAGAAAGUCCUCCAAUGUUGGAUCAUGGAAUGGUUUGCUUUGAAGGACUCGAGGUUUUUUUAUUUAAAUAAAUUAAUAGGAAAUUACCUUAAUUCCUUAAAUGAA
Arachis duranensis is the source of this 3546-nucleotide messenger RNA. Its product is annotated as calmodulin-binding transcription activator 4-like. Gene Ontology annotation, biological process: regulation of transcription by RNA polymerase II. Gene Ontology annotation, cellular component: nucleus. Lineage: Eukaryota; Viridiplantae; Streptophyta; Magnoliopsida; Fabales; Fabaceae. Gene Ontology annotation, molecular function: double-stranded DNA binding; protein binding; transcription coregulator activity. The record is from RefSeq and is a predicted model, not a curated record.